Molecule: messenger RNA, 219 nt
Organism: Leptosia nina
Lineage: Eukaryota; Metazoa; Arthropoda; Insecta; Lepidoptera; Pieridae
Source: the annotation of a GenBank genome assembly
AUGGACAGGUGCAGAACUUAUCAAGGCGUUAUCACAUAUGGAUACGGCACCAUCGCCAAAUAUGGUCACGUAGAAUGCGAUUGGUGGGACAGUCCGACGGUACGUCUGAUAAGGCGCGUUUUAUAUACAUUAUCCCCAGCACUCGAGACUCAUUUUGUAAAGUGGCCGACGCUGGGACAGUCGCCUUUUUUAUUUUUAAUAAAUUUAUAUAAAUACUAA